GAGCGGAGCGGCCGGAGGGAGGGAGGCUGGCUGUCGGCUCCGGGCUGUUUCCAGUGGGGAUGCUGACGGGACGGGACUCGCCGCCGCGGCUCUGAGUGCCUCGUCCCCCCGCAGCGGCUCCGGCUCCCCCCGGCUGCGGCGAGUCCCCCCGGCGGGGCCCCCCCGUCCCCGGGGCCGCCGCUGGCGAUGACCGGAGAGAAGCUGCGCUCGCUGCGCAGGGACCACAAGCCCAGCAAGGAGGACGGGGACCUGCUGGAGCCUGGCGAGGAGGAGGCGGCGCCCGCGCCCGGAGGCGUCUUCACGGGGGGCCGUGGGGGCAGCGGCAAGGGCGGCCGCGCCGGGGGCCACCGCAUCUUCAGCAACCACCACCACCGGCUGCAGCUGAAGGGGGCCCCGGCGGCCCCCGCCACCCCGGGGGGAGUCAGCCCCGCCGCGGAGGCCGACAAGUGCCCAGGGCACUUCCCGGUGCACGAGUGUGUCUUCAAGGGGGACGUGAGGCGGCUCUCGGCACUGAUCCGCACGCAGGGCAUCGGCCAGAAGGACAGUCACGGAAACACUCCGUUACAUCUUGCUGUGAUGUUGGGACAUAAAGAAUGUGCACACUUGCUUUUGGCCCACAAUGCUCCAGUAAAGGUGAAAAAUGCUCAGGGAUGGAGUCCUCUUGCAGAAGCCAUCAGCUAUGGAGACAGACAAAUGAUUACAGCACUCCUAAGGAAGCUGAAGCAGCAGUCCAGGGAAAGUGUUGAAGAAAAGCGACCUCGAUUAUUAAAAGCCCUGAAAGAGCUAGGUGACUUCUAUCUAGAACUUCACUGGGAUUUUCAAAGUUGGGUGCCUUUACUUUCCCGAAUUCUGCCUUCCGAUGCGUGUAAAAUAUACAAACAAGGUAUAAAUAUCAGGCUUGACACAACUCUCAUAGACUUUACUGACAUGAAGUGCCAACGAGGGGAUUUAAGCUUCAUUUUCAAUGGUGAUGCAGCACCCUCUGAAUCUUUUGUAGUUUUAGACAACGAACAAAAAGUUUACCAGCGAAUACAUCAUGAGGAAUCUGAGAUGGAAACGGAGGAGGAAGUUGACAUUUUAAUGAGCAGUGAUAUUUAUUCAGCAACAUUAUCAACCAAAUCAAUUACCUUCACGCGUGCCCAAACAGGAUGGCUUUUCAGAGAAGACAAAACAGAAAGAGUAGGAAACUUCUUGGCAGACUUCUACUUGGUCAAUGGACUUGUUUUAGAAUCUAGGAAAAGAAGAGAACAUCUCAGUGAGGAAGAUAUUCUUCGAAAUAAGGCCAUCAUGGAAAGCCUGAGUAAAGGCGGUAACUUGAUGGAACAAAAUUUUGAGCCUGUCAGACGACAGUCCCUUACUCCACCUCCACCCAACACAAUUACUUGGGAAGAAUACAUAUCUGCUGAAAAUGGAAAAGCUCCUCACCUGGGUAGAGAGCUGGUCUGCAAAGAAAGCAAGAAAACAUUUAAAGCCACAAUAGCCAUGAGCCAGGAAUUUCCCUUGGGAAUUGAAUCAUUAUUGAAUGUUUUAGAAGUAAUUGCACCCUUCAAGCACUUUAACAAACUUAGAGAAUUUGUUCAGAUGAAGCUUCCACCAGGCUUUCCCGUAAAGCUAGACAUACCUGUGUUUCCCACCAUCACGGCCACUGUGACGUUUCAGGAGUUUCGCUAUGAUGAGUUUGACGAAUCCAUCUUCACUGUUCCUGAUGACUACAAGGAGGACCCCAGCCGUUUUCCUGAUCUCUAAUUUAACUGGAAAGUUAAUAACAAUACCAGCAUACCACAGUGAAAGCAAGUGGAUGCAAAUAGCCCACAGAUAUAGUUAUAGAAGUGGGUCAAAAUGGAAGGGAUAAACUUUUUUUAAAUGAUCCAGAAGAAAAGGGAACACAUGUAUGACUGAUGUACUGAAAUUCACUAUAAUGGGCAUCUAAUCAGUAUCUGAAUUACAGCAAGUCUGAUGUGUCAUUUACACUUUUAUACAUACAGUGCUGCGAGAUAGUUUGACACCUCAGUUGCUCUAAGGAUACUUUAACAGCUGUGAGGACUGUCAUUUGUUUAUAAAUUUUUUACAUUUGUUCUUGGUGAUACAAAAAGCACUCUUGGACCAUUAGCGCAAAAACUGAAAUGUCUUAGCUGGAUAUUAGCCCUUUAAACAUCUCACCUUACACAAGGUGACCUUAUAAUAUUCUUUCAAGCUGUUUUCAUAAAUUGUAAACUAUGUAACAUUAUGUAUAGUUCAGUAAUUUGAAUGUUAGUUGAACGUAUAUUAGAAGGAAUGCAUUUUCUGUAGAUGAAUGAACCAAAUGGUAACCAUUACACAAUUGCAUUUACACAUUGCAAUACACUUCAGAAAUAGCAUUCACUCUGCAGGGAAUAAGGUACCUCCUUUAGCACCUUAGUGCAAUCCAUUGUGGUGCUAUUCAUGUUUUUAUCUGAACUGUUAAUUUUUUCACUGCAAGUUGUUUACUAAUUUUCCUUUCAAAUAAUUUGCAAAUACUCUGUCUCCCCACCCCCUCACCUCUCUGCUAGUUUAAAAAUCCUUGCUGUGUUCAUGAUAUGGUGUUGAUUAGCAUGCUUGGAGAUUCUUUAUCUACCUAGAAAUUGCAUCACUUGCAUUAUUUUACUUUUGGUUAGGAGACUUGCUCCAUACUAGCUGAACAUCAAUCAGGCUAUGAUGUGGAGCAGCACACUGGAACAUAUUGGAUGCAUCAAGACACAAUCUCAGACAUUAGAGAGGUUAAGUGAAAUAAAACUUAUAUCUUGAAAACCUAGUGUAAUUGUAGGGCACAUUUAAUAGGAUUCACAAUGGAAAAAUUAAAAAUGUGCACUUUUCCGAUACUUAAUGUGUAACUUCAGUUUCUUCCUUUUGCCAUAUAAUAGAGUAUGUUUAUUUUUUAAAAUAGGCUUUAAAAUCAGGAAUUGUUUUGGCUUCUUUAACUUAUUCAUUCCACUGUCCUAAAUUUGAGGGUAAUCUAGCUUUGUUUUGCAAGAAUGUGUGCAGCUGGCUGUUAGUGCUAAUUGUUCGUAUGAGAUUUAGCUGUGGUGCGAGUGUCCAGAAAUGUCAGUGUUCAAAAUUUUGAGCACCCCAGCUAAACUACUUUUUCUAGAAACCAAUACAGUAAAUGUUAAACUUGAAUAUCUAUAAUGAACCAUCAAUGCUUAGUAAAGGUAACCAAUCUUACUCAUCAGGUGGAAGAUGAAAUCAGACAGGUAAAUCAUGAUACAGUAAAAGCAGACUUGUCAGCCACAUUGAUUUUAUUGGGAAAUGGUUAAAGUAGAAUUCUUUCAAAGGGCGUUGGCCCUGUCUGUAUAAAAUCCAAAGAGGCUGCCCGAGAGAGUUACAAUAUCCGCAGUUUAAGGAGUCCUAUCCCCUCACCCUCAAUAGCAGUUGACUAAAUGGACUGACAGGAGGAAAUAAGGAUGGUUGCUCCAUUCCAGUAGCAUUUUAAAUCUGUAAAAGGUUAACACUUGCAUAUCUACAUUGCAGUUUGGUUACUGAUAUGCUAGAGAGAAACUGAUCAGUUCUGAAUGAAUAUAAAAAGCACUAGUGAAUUGUAAAAUUGUUGUAGUUAUUCCCAAAGUACCUAACCAAUCACAGAUGUUGAACAUUUAGUAGGAGUGAUGAGUUGUUCUUCCAGCUAAUUAUGAGUCCCUCAGGUUUGACAUUGAUUACAUGAAUUGGUACCUACCUUGCAUCCUCCCUUGGCAUCAGCUGAAAUCCUUAGCAAUAAGUGAGAGAGAAUUAUCUUGUCUGCUCUGUAGGUCAAGGUUAAGCUUCUGUAGGGCCCAUUGUAGGAACUUACAAUGCCACCCUAGCUAUAACUGUUCUAAGGAUAAAUGGUGAGAGGCCUUCAGUAUCCAGUGCUGUCAGUCCAGCAUGGGUGACAAACCCUAAACCUAUUCCUACAAUAUUUGUAUUUCUGAAACUAAUGGAUACACCUCCCAACUUCAGUACUUAACUGUGUGGCAAUUUCAGCAAAGACAAAUUGGGAUGUUUCUCAAUGACAGAAAUCAAGAGUUGAUUAAAUCUUCCUUAGUAUUACAAGAAAGGAACUAGUACUUUGAUGUAAAAAAACAAACCAAUGCACAAGCCUGUAUCAUAAAAGCUGCACCCAUAGGAAGAGAUUCUGGAAGCUGAGUUUUAUAUUAAAGGCAAUAUAACUGGAUUGGGGGGUGGGAAUGGAUUUUUUUUUUAAAUAAGCCUUGAGACAAAGUAGAGGGUACAAUCCACCUGUGGUAUGAGAGAUCAGUAGUGGGCCUGAAGAGAGGACUACCUUUUCCUCUAAUGACCUGUUUGAUUUAAAACUCAUUGCAGUCUAUGGAAACAUAUCAUCAAUGGGCUUUGGACUAAACCUUACGAUAUACAAUUAGGAAUCAUUUGACUGUAACCAGCUUUUGUUUCAGAACAGUUGCUAUUAGAUUCCAGUGACAGCCUCAAUCAAAUUUUAAGUAAGAAUUAGCACAGUUGCUUGCAUCUCAAAUCCUUUGGGGAUACUAUAAUCUGGCUUGACAUUUCCAGUGAUGAAUUUAAAAACACAGCUAAUGAAAUGUGCGCUUUAAGAGCAGCUUCCUAAAUAAUACACAGAAGGCAUAAGUCUUAGCAAAUGAGGGAUGAUGUGUGAGUACAGGAGAUCAGUGUUGUAGACCAACAUCUAUGGUGUAGCAGGAGUGAGCUGGCAGAGCUCUCUUUUGGUUCCCUCCUGCCAUGUAAAGGAUAAUUUUGUCCCCUCUAGAGAGAGUAUGCAGCCACAGUACUUUUACAGAAUGCAUAUACCACAGCUUGCUUCAGCAGCAUAACAAUGAACAUGUCGUGUAAUAGUUUGAAAACUUUACAUAUGCAUGUAAAGGGAUUUGCUACAAAAAGAUACCCUGGAAUGUGAAAGGCAGUUAUCUGAUUGUUUUAAAAUGCAUGAAAUUUCUGGAAGUAAGCUAUUUGUAUAAUAUCAAUCAUUGCUUAGUACUGCUGGGAAAACAACAAAAAUGUUAAUCUUCUGCUAUCAUGGACAUUCUAAAUCUAAAAUACUCAAGAUUUGGCGAUGCAAGUUAUGAAUAAUUCCAUGUCCAUUUGAAAGUCAAGCUCUUGAAAUUAAGAUUCCUCACUGCGUGGGGAGGAGCAAUCUCAGAGCAAGAUUGAAGAAAGCCUAAAUGUGAGGUACUUUUUAAAAGUUAGCAGUUGGAUCUGGCCCUAUUUCUUAGUGGUGAUUGAAAUGUUUGAUUCAGUAUAUUUAAAAAACAGCCAUUAAGUCUCAAACUGAAAAAGAAUGUUUGUAAAGUCCUAGAACUGUUCCUUAACCAAACUCAGUUUUACUGGUCUUCCAAAACACCUCUUUAAUUUGUGGUAAAGGGAAUGCAUUUUAUUUUCAAGUAGCUGCUGUUCCAGUCACUCUAUUCACUUUUAUAACUGCGGUUCUUGACACAUGUACUUAUCAAAUUGAUUGUUACAAAACUGUUGAUAUAUUUUCCUGGAAACCCACCUUAAGUUUGGUAAUAUAUUCAAAGCAACUGUCAAUUUUUAAAUGUACUUGUUUUUUUAAUUCAUGUAAGGAUAAUUACAUUAUUUAAACUUUAACAAAUCUCCUGUAAUGCUGCAGAGUCAUUUAUUUUCUUUAGACAUUUGUAAUUAUCAUGGAAACUUAAGGUCACUUUUUUGCAUUUUACUAUUUGUGUGGUCUGUGUUCUUAACUCACCUUCACUAAUAGUAAUUUUUAGGUUGUAUCAUCUGUUAGAAUAAAGAC
Messenger RNA from Mauremys mutica (yellowpond turtle), 5734 nucleotides. It is a transcript of the gene ANKRD13C, whose product is annotated as ankyrin repeat domain 13C. Gene Ontology annotation, cellular component: cytoplasm. The record is from RefSeq and is a predicted model, not a curated record. The coding region runs from base 187 to 1746 and encodes 519 amino acids. The transcript is spliced from 13 exons. Gene Ontology annotation, molecular function: protein binding. NCBI's taxonomy places the organism in Eukaryota, Metazoa, Chordata, Testudines, Geoemydidae.